This is a messenger RNA of Cicer arietinum (chickpea), 1250 nucleotides long. The record is from RefSeq and is a predicted model, not a curated record. NCBI's taxonomy places the organism in Eukaryota, Viridiplantae, Streptophyta, Magnoliopsida, Fabales, Fabaceae.
AUUCUAUAAUUUCCAACCAAAACCAAAGUUUCAAUUUUCUAAUUACAUCUUCAUGUCACACACACACACAUAUAUAUAGUACUUCUCCUAUAAAUUAGUUUGCAUCAAAAGCAAGGGGCAUACACAUUUUCUCCUUCUUUCAUCCUAUUUGUAUAUGAUAUCAUCAAACAAUGAUAUACUAGGAGUGAUAAGCAAAAUUCAAAAUUAGAGAAAAAUUCAAAAUUAAAGAAAAAUUCAACCAAAAAGACAAGAAUGAGAGAAAUAAGAUGAUUAACAUUCAAAAAGAAGAAGAUUUUCCAUUGAAAGCAAAGGCUUCAACUAUCUCAUCAUCAUCAUCAUCAUCACAAUGGCUACAACUAAAAGAUCAUCCAAGAAUUGUAAGGGUAUCAAGAGCCUUUGGGGGAAAAGAUAGACAUAGCAAAGUUUGCACAAUCAAAGGACUAAGAGAUAGAAGGGUAAGGCUUUCAAUCCAAACAGCAAUUCACCUCUAUGAUCUUCAAGAUAGGUUAGGGCUAAAUCAACCUAGCAAAGUUGUUGAUUGGUUACUAAAUGUAGCAAAAGAUGAAAUUGAUGAGCUUCCACCACUUCAAAUACCUCAAGAAAACUUCACCCUUGGUUAUCCAUCUUUUAAUGAUGAUAACACUUCUAUUUGGAAGUCAAACCCUAAACAAGUUUUAGGUGAAAUGGUUAAUCAUAAAGAAAAUUGGAUAAAUAAAAGUGAAGAGGAUAAAGUGGAGAAUAAUGAUUUUCAUGAUGCACAACAUGUUUUGACCAAUCAACCUUCUUUUUUGGGAUUGUUGAACAAUUCUAUGCCACUUGCUUAUCAUCAAUUACAGCCUUCAAUUAGAGAUAUACAUUAUGGGAUAAAUGUUGUACCUUUUCCAUCAUCAUUGUCUUUGUCAACACAACAAUAUUUCCCUUCACAUGUUGUUGGAGCAAUGGAUAUGGAUCCAAGACAAAUCAAUUACAACUAUGAUCAAAUGAUGAGUUCAAGUUCUCAAAACAAAUUCUCUCAAUCCAACUCAACAAUUCAUCAUGAGGGUGGAUCUUAAAAUUUUCCAUUCUCUAAAUAGUUGUGAAAGUUAUUCCCAUAAAAUCAAUAUUUUAUUUCCUUCCAAGUGAUACAUAAAUAUAGGACAAAAGUUAUCUAAAAAAAUGCAUGGAUCGUCAUGAGGAUUAUAAGAAGUUUAUUGGUUUCAGCAUAUUUUUUGUUAUGGUGUUUUUAAAUAGUCACUCUCUUUUUGUUAUUC